Messenger RNA from Carassius auratus (goldfish), 11372 nucleotides. RefSeq names its product pecanex-like protein 3. Lineage: Eukaryota; Metazoa; Chordata; Actinopteri; Cypriniformes; Cyprinidae. The record is from RefSeq and is a predicted model, not a curated record. The coding region runs from base 1785 to 8591 and encodes 2268 amino acids. The transcript is spliced from 33 exons. Gene Ontology annotation, cellular component: membrane.
UUCUCUUCCUGUAGGUGGGUGUUCGCUACCUGUGUGAAUGAAGCGAUUCGACACUGGAACUUAGCGAGCUCACAUUCUGGGCUUUUUUUGGCUUGAGUUUUUACACAGCGGCCCUGGACUUAACUGUGGAAACCGCGUAGAGACAUUUUGCGUUCUGUGUUAGUUUUUGUAUUUUAUUUUCGACAUAAGGAGGUAGCACUCAGUGCUGCCGUUAGCCUAUGCUAACUCGCAUUCAGUUUCGCUGUCCAGCGGUUUUCCUGCUCUCGUUUCUGGGUGAAUUAACGCAGACCCUGUCGAGUCAAACCAUGGAGUUUUUACGGAGUUGAAGAGUGCACUAACAUCAGAAAAUUUCGCUACAAAACACUUAUGCCAAAGUCAGAGGUGUCUCACUAUUGCAUGUAGCAUGUUAGCGGUUUGGCUAAUGAGUGUCAGGUGAUAUUGAACUCUAAUAGGAGAGAUAUCCUUCGAAUUCAGUCGAGAAACUGAGAAAAUAGAUUAAAUAUAAUAUUUACGUUCCGUCUGAUUGGUUUUAAUGUAUUACAGGUCGAUUCAGGCUAUAAUUUAGUCGUUCAGCGUUAGCACUGUUGCUGUCGAAACACACGGUUUGUUUACAGUUCUAAAAAUAUUCAUGCCCCAGUAACGUUUCCAUUGAAGUGCUGUUGAACCAUUUGCUGGACACGUAUCUCUCUGCUGUCAUUUGUUAAGGCUCAAUAUAAUGUCAGAGCUGCUUCAGGCAAGAUAUCAUAACAAUGCUAACAUUAGCUCUAUGUUAGCAUGUUAAAUUGUAUGGUUUAAAGCCAAAUCCACUGAGGCAUUUUUCAGCGUUCUUUUAUUUAAAUGAGUAUUGCUUACAGAGGAUGCUUAGUGUUUUCCCUCCUUCAGUUGUAGAGAUUUGCUACUGCCAUACAGGGAAAGUUGAGAUAAUAUUAUGACUUUUUAGGCCUAGAGAUGGCUGUAGGUUAAAAGAAAUCAGCAUUCAGUUAAGAUAUAAGACUCUAAAUGGUGUUAUACUUGCAUAUCUCUUGUUGGAGAAAGGGAAAGUUUACAGAUAUGGUCAGAAAAACUAGAAAUUGAAUUCUCAGGACUCUGAAGCUCUAUACCAUAUUUUCAGUAGUUACAAAAGCAAAGAAAGCCAAUGAAGAUAUUAAAACUCACUGCCUGUCUUUUCUCUGCUUUGCCUAUAAUAGUGUGAAGAUUGCAGGUGUUCAGUGAUCUUAUACAUAUCCAUUAUCAUCUCUAAAUUUAGAUAAAUAUAUAAUAGUACCCUAAAGAAACCUGAAUCCUUAUUUGAAUUUUCUAGAAAACCCAUAUUAGGCAACUUUAUAUAAAUCAGACAGCCAUCUCAUGCCUUAGUAACAUGCAACAGACAGGUUAAAAUGAGCAUGUUCAAAAUAGCUUAUUGUUCUUAUGCCAUCAGAACAGCUCAUUUAUAUAUGGAAUUGUGGUUGUUUAAAGUGCUGGAAAGUCGUAAAGAAACCAAACCAAGCAGUUUUGAAGAAUCCUCAGGGUGAAUGUUUUCAUGUAGCCCUUGGGUCACAGCUGUGCCAAAAACUCUUGAUGUACUUCACUACAAACAGGGGUCUGCCAGAGGAGCAUGCAAGCAAACUGUUGAUGCUAAAAGAACACCGGUCUGAAGUUGUUUUGGAACGUCUCGCUUUCUGCUAAUUUGUUUCAUUACCAGUCUGAGAAAGUCCAUCCUGAGGUUCCCAAUGGAAGUACCGCACUAGAAACUUUGACCAGGGAAACUACAAGAUCUCUGGGUUGUCUCACCCAGAAGUGCUAAGAUGGGCUCUCAGGCUCUUCAGAUAUUGCGGCAGGGAGUGUGGGCUUCUCUGACCGGAGGAUGGUAUGUGGACCCUCAUCAGAGUACCUUCUCAAACUGCUUUCAUCUCUACCUCUGGAUAUUCCUCUUGGCCUUCCCAUUUCUUCUGUACAUGGCCCUUCCUGCCAGUUUAGUGGUGGCUGGUGUGUACUGCGCUGUGAUAGCGGCCUUCUUUAUGGCCAUAAAAGCAGUGAACUUUCGACUGCAUGCCAUGUUUGACCUGGGCGAGAUUGUGGAGAAGAGGCAGGCCUCGUUCACCACAGACCCCAAUAGAGUGGAAGAAGGAGAGGAAGGCUCUGGUGCUCAUGAUGGAAGCCAACGCAGGGACAGUGGUGUGGGUGUAGAAAUGACAGUGUUCCGAAAGGUGAACUCCACCCCUCCUGUACGCUGCAGUUCCCAACACUCGCUGUUUGGAUUGAACCAGGUGUCGGAAUUUUUACCACAGCUUGAAGACCCUGGAGGCUCCAAGGAUAUUAAAGAGCUCAUGCAGGAGCAAGGCAGUAGUAAUGUGAUCGUGACCUCUGCACAUAGAGAUGUCCUUCGACACAACUCUCAGGACAACACUAGUGUGGCACCAUCCUGCAUGGCUGGGGAUUACAGAGGGCUAAUUGGUGUGGGUGAUGUAUUGUCAGGAGGGUUUAGUAACCUGCACCCAACAAACUGUCCUUCCAUCCCGCCAUCCCCAUCCAGCCAAGAAGAUGGAGAUGAAAAGGACCAUGUGGAUAAUGGGGGUGUGGAGCAGCUGUCUCAGAGGAGCCCCGAUGGGGAGGGUCUCAGAGGCUACUCCCGCCUUGGACCUUCAGCUGAGUCUGAGAGUCUGGGAGAUGCUCCUCUCAGCCCUCUCAUCAAGAGUAGCUUGAGUGAGGAGCUAAGCGAGAACUUGCUGGGCUUGGGCCUUGACCCAGUGACUUUUGCCCCUGGUGCUGAGCACCCAGGCAGCCGCACCGGGAUGGCCCUGGCUGCAGGCUCCACUGACAGCUGCUUCAGUGGAGGUGGAGCUGCCACAGACCGAGAGACUCUUAGUACGGUCAGUAGCUACCGCAGUGAGAAAACUGACUCAACACAGCUUGAGAGCCCUUCAGUGGGCCAGACGCAUAAACCUGGGUCUAAUGCUCCUUCCACAGCAUUGCAUCAAGGUAAAGGCCCCUAUCAGCAGCCUGGAGAUGUGAUCCAGGGCGGUAGUGACACGGAUGACCUAUCAGACAGCGUGCUGUUACGCUCACCCUCCAAAGAGCUCUCCUCUGGGCAGGGCCUGGACAGAACUCUGGUGGAGGGGGAGGACCUUCCCCCUUUGCUUGCACAGCCCUCCUUGCAGGACUCAUCACUGUCUAGCAGCGGGCCUUCGGAGACCUGCGAUCUUGAUGGUGGCAUCCCCAUACCCCCUCUUCCUCCUCCACGCCAGGCCAGCUCUGUACCGUCAGGGUUGGCACUGGGCUUGGUCUGCUCAGAGCCAGCUCUGCCGGUCUCUGCCCCUUCCUACCUCCUAGCAGAGCCACCAUCUCUGCAAGCGCAGCAGCAAGUGGUGCGACCUAAAGAUCUGAAGCUGCUGCGUGCCGGCGGCAGUGUGGGUCACCGUCCCGGUCGCAGGAAAGCUCCCCGUAAACGACGCACUGCUGGCAGUAGCAGUUUCGACUGUGGCUCCUACCGCCGGCACCAAAGCCGUGGCCAACACAGAGACUACAUCCCUGUACGCAGCCGGCUAGGUGCCAAAGCCUACAGUGAGAGCUUGUUUGAGGACUCCAGUGAUGAAGAUGAUGGCAGUGACAUGAGUGCAGGUUCUAGUCUAGGAUCCCAACGCCGCUUCAGCUCUGAUGAUGAAGACGAUGAUGAAGAUGAUGAUUCUAGCUCCUCUACCUCCUGCUACUCCCCUGAUCUAACGAAUACCGGCAUCACUUCCCAACCCGUCCCCCCUCAACUACCUAGCCCUAGAGAGGGGGAGGACCCUGACACAGUGGGACCCUCCCAUUCUCGCAGCGCUCAGCGCUCAGCCAGCACAGCUAGUGCCAAGACUCAUGCCAGAGUGCUAAGCAUGGAUGGUGCCGGUGGAGGCUCCAACAACACAGAGACUCUUGCGUCUACUGUGCUACCUUUACCUCUUUCUUCUGCUCCUGCCCCACGUCCACUCACUAUCUCUAAAUCAGAUCUGGAGGCUCGGACACUGCACUCAGAGGGCUUCUCAAGGGCCCACCAUAGGCUAGACUCUCUUGGAGGCUCCUGGGCUGGGAACCAGACAGGCUGGAGGGCAGGAGAGCUGCUAGAAGAGGGGGCAGUAGGAGGAGCCCCAGAGGAGGGUAGUAAGCGUGACUCUGUGAGCAGUGUAAAAAGGACGCAGGCCAUUCGCAGGCGGCAUAAUGCUGGUAGUAACCCCACCCCACCCCCUUCUGCCAUGGGCUCUCCUCCAAGUCUUCAAGACCUUCAGAGAGUCCGGACUUCCUCUCAUUCUCGCACGCGAACACUCCCCUCUGCUUUACACUUCGCUGCCUCCUCCUUGCUGCUGCUGCCCCGAAGCGGUGUUCAUGAGGCAUCCACCUUUGAUGACACCACAGAGGGAGCUGUGCACUACUUUUAUGAUGAGAGUGGAGUAAAGAGGUCUUAUACUUUUGGACCUGCUGGUGGAGGAUAUGAGGACCCAGUCCAGGAGCGAGAGCGAGAGCGAGAGCGACAGUCACAGUCCUCUAGCUUUACCUCCACUGAUGUGCAGGAGGUGGCGCCAGUGCUGUCUAUGCUGCAGCCAAGGCCGGUGGUCCUCCAGGGCAUGCAGGUCCGCAGGGUGCCUCUGGAUAUGCCAGAGUUUGACCUAGACCAUGAGUCCCCUCACGAAUCCCAAGAGAACACACUGAUGAUCGAGGAAAAGGCCAAGCCUAAACAUUAUUAUCGUUUCUGGGUGCUGCCGGGGAAAUGGCUAAGAGUUCGUUAUGACCGGCUUGCUUUGCUAGCCUUACUGGACAGGAACCGACGCAUAAUGGAGAAUGUGUUUGCUGUGGUGUUGGCCAGCUUAGUGGCAUUCCUAGGCUUCCUGUUGCUAUUCCAGGGCUUCUUUAGGGACAUCUGGGUCUUCCAGUUCUGCCUAGUCAUUGCCAGCUGUCAGUACUCCUUGUUAAAGAGUGUGCAGCCUGAUGCGGCAUCUCCGAUGCAUGGCCAUAACUGGAUCAUCGUGUACAGCCGACCAGUGUAUUUCUGCUUGUGUUGUGUGCUGAUCUUGAUAUUUGACCUGGUUGGCCACUCAGACAGUAUGCUGCCUUUCACCCUCUAUGGGGUCACCUUCUUCUCCGCCCAAUUUCUGCUCUGCGCUAGAGACAUGCUCAUAGUGUUCACCCUCUGUUUUCCAAUCAUCUUCCUGUUUGGGCUUCUACCUCAGGUCAACACGUUCCUCAUGUGUUUGUUGGAACAGGUGGACAUGCACAUAUUUGGUGGAACUGCAACCACAAGCCCCCUGUCUUCAGUCUAUAGUCUGUUACGCAGUAUAUUGGUGGCGGCUCUGGUCUAUGGAUUUUGUCUUGGUGCCAUCAAUGCUCCGUGGGGAGAGGCACAUGUCCCGGUGCUCUUCUCUGUGUUCUGUGGCCUCCUCCUGGCCUUGUCCUAUCAUCUGAGCAGGCAAAGCAGUGACCCGACCAUCCUCUGGUCUCUGAUCCGCUCCAAGUUCUUCCCAGAGCUGGAGAGCCGAACACCGGAAGAGCCCCCAAUAGAGAUUAAAGACCCUCUUCCAGAGAAAUUGCGCAAUUCUGUGAAAGAGACUCUUCACUCAGAUCUGGUCAUGUGCCCUCUUAUGGCCAUUAUCACCUUCGCCAUUAGUGCCAGCACAGUCUUUAUUGCUCUGCAGCCUGCUCUCAGUUUCGUCCUGUACAUCUUGGCUGGGGUGGUGGGGUUCUCCACACACUACCUCCUGCCUCAGCUCCGCAAACAGCUGCCCUGGUUCUGCUUGGCCCACCCUGUGCUGCGCUCCAGAGAAUACAGCCAGUUUGAGGUCCGAGAUGCGGCUCAGCUCAUGUGGUUUGAGAAGCUGUAUGCAUGGCUGCAGUGUGUGGAGAAGUAUUUCAUCUACCCAGCUGUAGUUCUCAACUCCCUAACCACUGAAGCUCACACUGUCAGCCAAAACCAUGACAAACCUGGAGCCUAUGGCCGCGCUCUAUUCAUCUCAGUGGCUGGAAUGAAGCUGCUUCGUACAUCCUUCUGUGUCCCGUCUCAGCAGUAUGUCACUCUGUGCUUCACCGCCCUCUUCUUCCAAUUCGACUACCCACGUUUUUCACAGACCUUCCUCCUCGACUACUACUGCAUGUCCAUCCUCUUCAGCAAGCUGUGGGAUCUGCUGUAUAAGCUGCGUUUUGUGCUGACCUACAUUGCACCUUGGCAGAUCACAUGGGGUUCUGCUUUCCACGCCUUCGCUCAGCCAUUCGCCGUUCCCCACUCAGCCAUGUUGUUUGUGCAAGCUGUGUUUUCAGCUCUUUUUUCCACUCCUCUCAACCCUGUGUUGGGCAGUGCUGUUUUUGUUACUUCAUACACCCGGCCUGUGAAGUUCUGGGAGCGAGAUUACAACACCAAACGAGUGGAUCACUCCAACACACGUCUGGCCACACAGCUGGACCGCAACCCUGGUGCUGAUGAUAACAACUUGAACUCUAUCUUCUACGAGCAUCUGACACGUUCUCUGCAGCACUCGCUGUGUGGGGACCUUCUGCUGGGCCGCUGGGGAAACUACAGCACCGGAGACUGCUUCAUCCUGGCAUCCGACUACCUCAAUGCUCUCGUACACAUCAUUGAGAUCGGCAACGGCCUCGUCACUUUCCAGCUCAGAGGCUUGGAGUUCAGAGGAACAUAUUGCCAGCAGAGGGAGGUGGAGGCGAUCACUGAAGGGGUGGAGGAAGAUGAAGGCUGUUGCUGCUGUGAGCCAGGUCAUCUCCCCCACAUGCUCUCCUUUAAUGCGGCCUUUGGUCAGCGCUGGUUGGCUUGGGAGGUAGCCGCCACCAAAUACGUCCUGGAGGGCUACAGCAUUAGCGACAACAAUGCAGCUUCCAUGCUUCAAGUAUUCGACCUGCGCAAAAUUCUCAUCACAUAUUAUGUCAAGAGUAUCAUCUACUAUGUGACCCGCUCUCCCAAACUGGAGGAGUGGUUGGCCAAUGAGACAGUUCAGGAAGUGUUGCGGCCUUGCCUCAGCCCUUCCUACGUGGAUAGUGACCCCACCUUCAAUCUGAACAUAGAUGAAGACUACGACCACCGUGCUUCUGGCAUCACUCCAGCUUCCUUCUGUCUGGUGUACCUGGAGUGGAUAAAAUACUGCAACAGCCGCAGACAAACGCCAGUUGAGAGUGAGAAGGAUUCCCCUCUGGUCACACUGUGUUUUGGGUUGUGUAUUCUGGGCCGUCGAGCUCUGGGCACUGCCUCACACAGCAUGUCAGCCAGCUUGGAGCCUUUUCUCUACGGCCUUCAUGCCCUGUUCAAGGGCGACUUUCGUAUCACCUCUCCUAGAGAUGAGUGGGUUUUUGCAGACAUGGACCUGCUGAACAGGGUGGUGGCUCCAGGUGUACGGAUGUCCCUCAAACUGCACCAGGAUCACUUCACCUCUCCUGAUGAGUAUGAGGACCCAGUGGUGCUGUACGAUGCUAUCACUGCUAAUGAAGAGAAGAUGCUCAUCUCUCAUGAGGGCGAUCCUGUGUGGCGCAGUGCUAUUCUGGCUAACAUGCCUUCUCUGCUUGCUCUCCGCCAUGUUAUGGAUGACGGCAGUGACGAGUACAAGAUCAUCAUGCUGAACAAACGCUUCCUUAGCUUCAGAGUCAUCAAGGUAAACCGGGAGUGUGUGCGUGGGCUAUGGGCUGGACAGCAGCAGGAGCUGGUCUUCCUGCGGAACCGGAACCCUGAACGCGGUAGCAUCCAGAAUGCCAAGCAAGCCCUGAGGAACAUGAUUAACUCAUCCUGUGACCAGCCCAUCGGAUACCCCAUCUACGUCUCCCCACUCACCACCUCCUACGCAGGGGUCCAUGUCCAGUUACGUUCGGUCUGGGGAGGUCCCAUCAGCCCCCACAACAUUUACACCUGGUUCAUCAGCAGCUGGGACAGGCUUCAGAAGGGAUGUGGUGCCGGAUGUAACAGUGGGGGGAAUAUUGAUGAUUCAGACUGUGGUGGCGGCUCUACCUCCAUCAGUAACAACCCUGCAGCUCAUCCUCCCCAGAACACAGUGUCCAGCAUCACUCAGCCUCAUCCCACUACUGUACAGCCCUUGAUGGGGACUGACAACCCUGUUGGGCCUUCCUGGCCGCUUCAUCCCCAGCCCCUAACACUUGCCCUGCUCAGCCAAUCAGAGGGCAGGAUGGAUGCAGGGCUGGUUAGCUCCUUGCACCGAACCUCUUCCAUCCAUGGGCUUUUAGGGCAACACCUGUCCAGCUCCCAGCUGUCUUUCAGUACUUCAGUUGCCCUGCCCCUUGCAGACCGCUUCUGCCCCAGUAGCCUGCAGGACAACCCCAGUCACAGGGUAUCUCAGAGGGGCCUGGGCCAGGGCAGCGGGCUGCCUUAUGAGGCCCUGUACAGCAAAUGGAGCCUUCCAGGGAGGAAAGGAUUUAACGGACCUGCUGUAAUGGAAGCGGAUGGCUCAGCAUCACAGAGCAUACGCACACAGCCUUUGCAGCCGCCCCUCCCCAUCCUGCCCUCUGAUGUCAGCCCAACACUGGAUCCAAUGGGAGCAGUCAUACCCUCUGAGACCAUGCCCCUUACAUCGUCAGACCCGCCCAGUGCCCGGGAGGAGUCUACAGAGCUGCCUUUACUUGAGCACCUCCGCUGAGCCUGCACAGCACGACUAGUACAGCUGGGAUCAGCCCAUGGUCAUCCUCGCCAUCCAGAGAGAGCGAGCUAGGAGGAAGUCGAGCUCACCUUAUCAACCUUUUUUAUAAUUAAAGCAUCUUCAGUCAAUACUCUGAUUGCGUAUUUUAGGAUGUUUCUCGCAAGUAUCCUUAAUAAACACAUCACCAGAUACAGAAGCACAUUAGAAAAGUGCUGUUAAGUACUGAACUCUGGACUGAGCUCUCCAAAGCUUCUUUGGCUACUGGUCUCCAGGCCCAUAAGCCUAAAAAAGUGGCCAGUCAGUGCAAUCUUAAGGGAUUUUCUUUUUUUUUUUUUUUUUUUUUUUUUUAAUAGAAGGAGGGUCAGGUCAUUAAAUCAAAGCAAUCUGUGACCUGUACCACCAGCAGUAACAAAAAGGGAACUCUCCUGUCCUCUGUAGCAGCCUUAAACCUACUUAAAGCUUUUGUUUUUACCCCCACGCAUCCAGUUCAUUGCUAAACAUCCACAAAUGCUGCGCAUCAGCUGUAUUGUGCAGGAUAUCUCCCUUUGAUCAGAGCCCAGAGCUUGUCGCCACAAAAGCCACUGUCCUUUUAAGACCAAAGGACUCAAAUAUGAUUUCCCCCUCACUGAGCCGUCAUUUAGUAGCUCACACAUUCCAGCAAAGUCAUUCAAUCACGUCGGCAGCCCAUCAGACUUGCUUAUACUCUUAAAUGACAACCACGACCAUUUUCCAGCGAGCUUCAGGGAAAAGACUUGAAUACACAAACACACAGACUCACAUGCGCACUUCCCUCAGCACCUGGUGCUCCCUUUAUAGUUUACAGCUGGCUCAGGUGACGAUGGUGGAGCCUGAGAUCUGUAGAACAUUUGGGACAGAUUAGGCGUCAUCAAACCGGUGGUCUGUCUUUUUUUUAUCAUUUUUUUAGACUCUCUAUUUUCUUUACACAUCCCACAUUAAAUCAGACUACCUGCUAAAUUCCUAAAGCGCUCCCUAUGGAAUGGGCUCUGAUGGUGAAGUAGUGGGCCGGAGCACAUGAGGGCUUCCUGGCCUCCUGUCAGACUUUUUCCUGCUGCUGCAAGUGCCUGCAGUUUGUCUCCCUCUACUGCAAUACUACUGCUACUGCACCACCCCUUCUACUACUACUAAUAUAACUAACCAAACUACUGCUUUGACUUCUAAACUCCAGCGUUUUAGUUGGAAGAACUUGGUGGGGGAAAAAUAAUUAAGAUGCACCGAUUCUCAAGACAAAGAUUUAUUUGAUUUCUGACAGAGUGGCUGUUUUUUGUUGAUUGUGCUGAUACUAGCUGGACAUGAGUGAACUGUAACAUUGGCCCCAUUCUUGAAUCCAUCUGAUUGUGACUAGCUUAUUCCCUUUUUUCUUGUAAUACAACUGGAAAGUUAGAUGUCAAUAUUCUGAUGUUAAAUACCUGCUGUUGGGCAACCGAAACUCAGACCGCCUGCUGUGGAAAAAGCAGGGCACUUACUGCCUCUACAACAACAAACAUAUCAAAUGCUCACAGAUUUGACACCACUGACAUCAGCCUGGAAUAGCUGCGACGUGUCGAUGUAAAGGAGCUUGAAAUAUCCCAUGAGCUGUUUAAAGUGGUUUUGAGAUUCAGAAAGCCAUUCAGCUCUUUUCCACCAUACAGUUUCCUAGCUUAAAAUGAUUGACGUGGCUGAGCUGUGCUCUGAAACAGGCUUUGUGUCGAACGAUAUGGUUUGAGAGCCAGCAUGCAGGGGCCGCCAUGGGAAAAUGGUGCCUUCUGAUUUGACAGACGGUGUUCAGGUGGAAGAGAAGGAUUUUUGCUGGAAUUUUUUUACACUGGUUCCUCAGAGUAAAGCAAAAUAAUGUGCUAUUUUUCUGCUGAAAGGCCCCAUUUAAUUACUUUUACAAAGCUUAUGCAUUCAAUUUGGGUGAUUCUUGCUCGAUCAACAUCAAGUUUUGAUGUGAUUUGAGCCUCUAGCUUCAUUUAGUGCCAGUAGAGGCCGUUCACACUAAAUUGAUCGUGCUCACAUAUUCAUAUUCUCAUUUAAACCACCAGUUGUUAAUAGUUUCACAGUGUCUCUCUGCCCAUCACAGACCAUAUCACCGGUUGUUUGAACACUAAAAGUCUCUCUGCAGAUCGUGCAGCCUAUUCUGAUCACAACCAUGCAUUCUCAAGUCUGUCAUGUAUUCUGCCAAGCAAACCUGGCUCGUUUACAGCCUCUUGCGAUGGACUUCAGUAGAUCUCGAGCGUUUGGUUCAAGGCUGAUCGACCUCUUUCUCUCUUUCCAUCAGGACCAGUUCUCUCAUCUUUAGGGUGACAUUUCCAAAGCAACAGGGAGUACUUCUCUUACUGGGAGAAAGCACAAGUUACUGGAUAGUGUCAGUGAUUUAAAAGGGAUCUGAUCAAUCUCUGCCAUAUAUGUACAGCAUGUUUUGUAUAUAAAUAUAUUUAAAAUAUAUAAAUAUAUAUAAAUCUAUUUUAUUAUUAUUGUAUUUCUGGUUAUUUUUCAAUGGAGGACACUACAUUGAGUCUUAGGGGAGUCACGCUUCGGUGUAUCAGUGCUUGCGGAGGGCUCUGACUCUCUCUCGACAAUAGAAUCAUGAAGUCUGGGGAAUCAAUCAGUUAAUACUGCUUUUGCACAAACUAUUGUAAAAUAGUGCACCGUUUUUGUUUUUUGUUACAUGGGGGGAUUGUUUUAUUUAAAAACUGUUAUUCAAAGUUAUGUACAGUUUUCUGUGAUUUUUCUUUUUCCCCUCCUAUUUAAAUUAAAGCUUUUUUGUGUCAUUGUUUGCAA